AGGCCGGGGGAAGCAGGCGGAGGCGGAGAUGGAGGAUGAAGAGGGCUGGAAAAGGGCCGUGAAAGCAGCCAAGGCUGGAUCCGCGCUGAGCUGCUUGGGGACCUGCUGCUCCCCGCUGGCCAUGGCUGUGAAAGACCCCCUGGCGGUUGAACGAACAAAUCUAUUGAACAUGGCUAAGCUGAGUAUAAAGGGACUCAUUGAAUCUGCUCUGAGCUUUGGGCGGACUCUUGAUUCUGAUUAUCCACCUCUCCAGCAGUUUUUCGUUGUCAUGGAACACUGCCUGAAACAUGGCCUGAAAGUAAAAAAAUCUUUUCUAAGUUACAAUAAAACAAUAUGGGGCCCUCUGGAACUUGUAGAGAAAUUGUACCCAGAAGCUGAGGAGAUUGCUGCUAGUGUUAGAGACUUACCUGGUCUCAAGACUUCAUUAGGACGCGCUCGGGCUUGGUUACGUUUGGCACUUAUGCAAAAAAAGAUGGCUGACUAUCUACGAUGUCUCAUCCUUCGGAAAGAUCUCCUUGGUGAAUUCUAUGAAUAUCAUGCACUGAUGGUGGAAGAAGAAGGAGCGGUGAUUGUUGGACUGCUUGUUGGGUUAAAUGUAAUUGAUGCAAACCUGUGCAUAAAAGGAGAAGAUUUAGAUUCACAAGUUGGUGUGAUUGAUUUCUCCAUGUAUCUAAAGAAUGAAGAUGACGCUGAAGAUAAAGGAAGAAAUGACCACAUUGCUGCAAUAUUGGAUCAGAAGAAUUAUGUUGAAGAAUUAAACCGGCAAUUGAAUAGUACAGUCAGCAGCCUCCAUACACGUGUUGAUUCACUAGAGAAGUCAAACACUAAAUUAAUUGAAGAGUUGGCAAUAGCUAAAAACAACAUAAUUAAACUUCAAGAAGAAAACCAUCACUUAAGAAGUGAAAACACACUCAUUUUAAUGAAAACACAGCAUCAUCUAGAGAUGAAUAAAGUAGAUGCUGAAGCAGAACUUCAGACAUACAAACACUCCAGACAAAGCCUGGAUGAAAUGUAUAACGAAGCACAUAGGCAGCUUCGGGAAGAAUCGCAGUUAAGACAAGAUAUAGAGAAUGAACUUAUGGUCCAAGUUGGUAUGAAGCAUGAGAUAGAACUUGCAAUGAAGUUAUUGGAGAAAGAUAUACAUGAAAAGCAAGACACUCUUAUAAGUCUGCGGCAACAGCUGGAGGAAGUCAAAGCGAUCAAUGCAGAAAUGUAUCAAAAACUGCAGUUUUCAGAUGAUGCCAUGAAAGAGAAGAAUGAAAUAAUUGGUCGCCUGGAGGAUAAAACCAGUGAGAUUACCGCAACGAUGAAGCAUCUGGAACAAAGAUUGCAGCAAGCAGAGAAGGCUCACAUGGAGGCAGACAGUGAGGACAAGAAAUUUAAACAAGAUUAUAUGAGUAAAUCUGAAAGUCUCCAGAAAGAAAUUGCCCAAAAGGAAAACCAAGUGUGUCAGUUGGAGACAGAUUUGAAAAUAGAAAGAGAAUGGAGACAAACCAUGGAAGAGGACCUUAAGAAGGAAAAAGAAACAACAUGCUUUCUAAAAGCAGAGACUCAGCAAAUCAUUACCCUUAAAAAAGAAUUCCUAAAAUUACAGGGAAAAAACAAGCAGUUGAGAAAUCUAUGUCAUGAUCAAGAAGAAGCUCUCCAGGAACUAGCUGGCAAACUUAGCGAAUCAAAGCUUAAAAUAGAAGAUAUAAAAGAAGCAAACAAAACACUUCAGGGCCUGGUCUGGCUGAAGGACAAAGAAGCUACUCACUGCAAAUUAUGUGAAAAAGAAUUUUCCCUUUCCAAGAGGAAGCAUCAUUGUAGAAACUGUGGUGAAAUUUUCUGCAAUGCCUGCUCUGACAACGAGCUGCCUUUGCCAUCUUCACCAAAGCCUGUACGCGUCUGCGAUUCCUGUCACGCGCUGCUCAUACAGAGGUGUUCUUCCAACGUGCCCUAAGUCAUUUGCAGAAGAGUUAUAAAAUGAUCACUGUGAGGCCGAGUGCUAUUGUGUUGGCUACUUAUAUAUUCCUGCAACUCUGGCUUAAUGCCCUUAUCUUGUCAAAAUAAUGGAAAUACUUGUUCCUAAGUCUUUGUGCCAUUGUUCUUGCGAUGCCAGAAUCAAAGUCCUGUUUUGUGCAGUUGUGCUGAGGCAAUGAUUGAAAUGCAUCCACUUUGCAAGAUACUGUGUCAUCCAUCUGUAGGGAUGGAGGCAGAAAUGGUCUGCUUCCGCUGUUUUGUCAUGCCACUGGACUAUUCCAGUAUGUAGUACAGAAUUGUGCAACUUGACCUUGUAAUCGAAGGCUCUAAGCUGUGAACAGGGAAGCCCAGAAGCUGAAGAGGAGUUGGAUAAAGUUACACUUAAAAAGUACUUGUGUAGUUUGGGGUCCUUCCUGACCUUUCCUCUGAAAAAGCUUUGCUGCUUAUUUUUGGGCAAACUUAAUUAAGCAAAGUAUAAACAAAUGGCACCAAAUGAUAUACAGUACUUGUUCUGGUGGCAGAACUGGGUUAUUUUCUUGUGUAUCUGUGCACGGUCCUUCCAAAUACAAGUUGGCCUCGGGUUCCAGCUUCCCUGCAGCAGUUUCUGCAGGUUUAAAUUGAAUAGGUAGGAAGCUGGAAGGCUUUGACUCUCAAGGGGAGAUUCACGUUCAGGAUCCACCAAGAACAGUGGCCACUCAGGGCUGAAAGGGCUGAGCUCGGAGGCUCAGAUGAGAAAGGUUAGGGAGAGAAGGGGAUCUUGUUGUGCUAAACCUCUGGAAUCCAAUUCCAUAGUUAACUUCCCCAAGUGGCUGAAAUGCAGUAGUUACAAGAGUCGUGAAAUAACCCUUUAUAUAUAUACCGAGGAAGGGUAGCAGGCACACUUGAGGGAUGUCUCUUUCCCAUACAGGAGUUGUCCCAUAACACGAUUGCCAGAGAAACAACUUCAGAUGAGUUCUCUGUAUGCUGUAUAAGAUUGGUGGGGGUAGACCAUGUAAAAAGAAUGUAUCUUAAAAGCUGUCUUCAAGUACUCAUUUUAGAAACAAGCCUAGUUGGACUUUUUGUAUAAUAGGACUUUUAUAUGUAUGCACAAACCUGCACUUUUUUAAAAUGUAAACUUAAGUUGUCUGAAACGAUCUAUAAGGAAGAUAGAAAUUGACUUGUUAAAUUACAAACUGUAGUGGAUUGUCAAAUGAAUUUUUAAUAGAACAGGCCAGGAUAGUGUUGCUUGUGCCAUUUUAUUUGUCUUGUAGGAAGAGGGGAAAAAAAAUCCAUGUUUAAGUCAACUUUUUAGAAAACCACAGUAUCUAAUUAAUAAUUUUAUCUGAAAAGUGGAGGAUGUAACAAGAAGAAAUGGUAGUCUUGUUGCUCUGCUGGUGGGUCGUUUCUAACAGUAGACGUUGCAUCCAAGUACUGGAGAUUUAAGAUAAACAAUCACCUUUUUAAAAAUAAGAACAGCAAUUAUAAACAAUGAUCAGUUGCUAACUUUUUACUAGAAGGACUUCUGCACUUUUUAUAGCAUGACAGGAGAUCUAAUAAAUUACACUAUGUCCUUCGCUCUACCAAAAGUAUUAUCUGGUCCAUUCCUACUUUUCGUGUAAAUGUUAACAGCAUGGGAGACCUCUGGGCGAUCUGUAUAGUACCUUAAACUAGCUCCUAUAGGACUGGCUGCUAUUUAAAAUACAGCUUAGAUGAACUCUCAGUGUUGACAAGGAAGGAAAACCAUACAACAGGACCAUAUAUCAUUGCAAGUAAUUUUAACUAGCUACUUCCACACACCUCAUUUUAGUCACAUUCAGAAGAAUUACACUUUUGAAUGUAGUCACUUUUCUAACCUACUGCAAAAAUGGAAGGCUACAGCCACUUGAUCAGUCAUGUGCUGAGCACCUUUGAAAGCAGUUUUUAAUGUGAAAGCAUCAUCUAUUCAGAAGUUGGAAUGCAUUUUUUCCCACUAGAUUUGCCUAAAACCAAACGCCCCUUUUCGUAUCUUCCUCUUGAAAUAAUCAGUCUCCCACAAUCUGGUGCUUUCCAGAUGUGUUAGAAAAUGUAGAAUUGCAGUAUCAGUACAAGAUCCAUGAAAGGCAACUGUAACUGUUGAGGUCAACAGAACUUGGUGCAGGGAUGCGCUGUUCUGUAGUUGUAAUUCGUUUUCAGUAUUUCUUUAAGGGAUAGCUAGUACCUAAAGCAAAGAUAACCUGAUACAGAUUUUAAGGGAUAGUACAAGAAAUAGAACAAGGGGAACUCCCUGUCGGUGAGAGCUGUCAGCAGAAGGACAGGCUGCCACGUGAAAUGGUGAGUUCUCAUUCAUGAGAGGCUGGAUGGUCAGCACUGGCUGGGGAAUUCUGGGAGUAGAAGCCCACACAUCUUAAAGUUGCUGAGCUUGAAAAACACUGCGCUAAUGGAUCAUUCAGUGAGCAGGGACUCUUCUGAGGGGAAGGACUCUUCCAGCUUGAUAAUUCUGAAAUUCGUGUAUCAAAAUGUCCUUAAGAACAAUACAACUGAAGCUCUAAUGGUUCAUUACAAACCCAUGAGUGACUAAGUAACUUGGACACAUGAUAUUUUAUCAUUUCCCCCCCUUAUCCCAUAUCAGCUGUGAAAUGAUUGUUUAUUGCUUAAUCACUAGGGCUAUGCAGUGGUUCAGAUUCAAUCCCCACAUGGUUCUUUGGAGCAUGACACCUGCCUACAGUUCUUUAAAGCAUGUCCUUGCCCGGGUUUGCAGGACAGCCACAACCCUGAGAAAAGAGAGAGAUGCUGAAUAAUUGCAGACAGAAGUGUUCACACCUACACAGGCUCUGACGCAUUUGGGGAACUAAAUCUCAAAUGAGCAAUUUUAUCUGCUGUGUAAUCAGCUCCUCUUCAGUUUCAGCUGUGAAAUUAGGUCAAAACUCAAGACUAUCCAACCCUUAAAGAAAUCUGGGCUUGGAAUCUUCAUCAGAGUUUCAUCAACCAUUUCUUAUGUCGAAACAUUGUCUAAGAACAAGCUGUUAAUUUCUACGGUGGAAGUGUGCCAAGUUUUUAAACUGGCCUAUGUCUAUUUUGUAAUAUUUUGAAAGCUUUUUUUAAUUUUAAAAAAAGCAUAGCUUUGGGCUUGACUAUUAUGGAUUCUCAGUUCAGUCACUGGAAACCCUUGGGCCCAAGAGGUCCUUAAAGAUGUCAAGCAACGCGUUCUAGAUCUAGAUUUACAGAGGGAAAAGAGCAGAAUCUCUUACCGGUGUUAACAUUAGCCUUUGUGACAGACCUUCAUUUACUCCUAAGUAUUUACCCGGCAUUCUCACUGUCCUUCACACAUAGUUUUAGGCUUUCCAGGCUUAAUGCCAUGCCCACACAGCUUCUGGAAAGGAGGCAUAACAACCUUCCUUUUCUGAACUGCAUGGAGGGUGUUGUUGAUUUAACAUCAGUAUCACCCUUCCUUGUAAAUUGCUCCAAAGGUAUCACAGAAUGCGUUGUUCUCUUAGCUGGCAAAUCCUUAGAAAUCUCAAAAAAGGAAGCAAAAUAUUGUUCAGUCAUGACUGCUUCAGGAAACUCUGGGUAUAAUUAAAUUUUGCUAUUGUUCCACAUCAGAAGGCAACUAUGUUUCUGUCUUUUAGCAUUUUACUUUAUUAAACGUUUGGUGUUUGAUAUUUUACAUGGAAUUUUGGUCCAUGACCAUAAAUAAAAUUUGAUUAAUUUAAAAUACAAACGUUUGUAAAUGUUGGGAAAACAAUAUUCAACAAUUUUCACCAUGCCUUGAUAAUGCUCAAAAAGUCAUUCACUUUAUCAAUGUUAUGCACUUAGUACACAUGGAAUUGCUGUGUAAUAGCAAUUGAUGCACACGUAUUUCCAUUAAAUCAGAAGUAUUUAAUUUUUUCCCAGUAAAAAUGGGUUUAUCUUAUAACCAGUAUGCUGGUCCCAUGUGACCAGGAGGUGCACAGCACUAAUGUUUACAAAGGGUAGCUCAUUCAGGGAUGGGUGGGUUUUGUUAUGGAUCAUGCUAAUGCCACACCAUGUUAGCAAUUUUGGUGUAGGAAAUAACAGGCUCUUCCGUAUAUAUAUGUAUUGACUUCACCAUAUUCAGACCCAAAGGGACUUAUUCUGAAUGAAAGUUGAAGCUGAUUCAACUGCACUUAUCUUAGAAUUCACUCUACAUAUUUAGAAUGAAGAGUGAAACUGAUGCCAGGACUAUCUGCCCUACCCACAUCUCUCAAGCCAUAGACUCAAUAUAUUGGUUCACAGAAGCUGAUGUGAUAAAGUCCUUGCUUUGACAACCACAUUAUUUUGAGUUUGAUUGUAUGAUCCUGUUAAUAUACACGACCAUCUAUGCACACCUUGUGUUAAUAAAUGCCUUGAACAGUG
Molecule: messenger RNA, 6291 nt
Organism: Candoia aspera
Lineage: Eukaryota; Metazoa; Chordata; Lepidosauria; Squamata; Candoiidae
Gene: RUFY2
Product: RUN and FYVE domain containing 2
Exons: 18
Coding region: 29-1942 (637 amino acids)
Cellular component (GO): cytoplasm
Molecular function (GO): metal ion binding
Source: RefSeq, a predicted model, not a curated record